GGGAUCCCUGGGAAUGCCGUGGGAUCCCUGGGAAUGCCGUGGGAUCCCUGGGAAUGCCGUGGGAUCCCUGGGAAUGCCGUGGCAUCCCUGGCCUGUUCCCUUCCCUCGCUCUGUCCCUCCCUCCCAGCACCAUCCCAGCCUUUCCUUGUGUUUUCCCCCAGCUCAGGAUUCCCAGAGGCUCCUCCUGCCAGGAUUCCUGCUCCCUCACCCCGGCUCUCCCCGUGCCAAGGAUGCCCUUCCCGCUGCUCAUCCUGGCACUCGGCCUGGCAGGUGCCAUGGAGAUCCAGGUGCCCGAGGAGCCCGUGGUGGCCCUGUUUGGCCACGACGCCACCCUGCUGUGCUCCUUCUCUCCCGACGCCAACUUCAGCGUGGCCGAGCUGAGCCUCAUCUGGCAGCUGACGGACACCAAGCGCCUGGUGCACGGCUUCUCGGGGGGCCACGACCAGCUGCAGGACCAGGGCCGCGGCUACGCCAACCGCACGGCGCUCUUCUACGACCAGCUGGCCCGGGGCAACGUGUCCCUGCUGCUGCGCCGCGUGCGCAUCGCCGACGAGGGCAGCUUCACCUGCUUCGUGCGCGUGCGCGACUACGACAGCGCCGCCGUGGCGCUGCAGGUGGCGGCUCCCUACUCCAAGCCCAGCGUGCACCUGGAGCCCAGCAAGGACCUGAAGCCGGGCGACGUGGCCGAGGUGACGUGCCACGCGUCCCGCGGCUACCCCGAGGCCAGCGUGCUGUGGCAGGACAGCCGGGGUGCCAACCUGACUGCCAACGUCACCACGUGGCAGGUGGCCAACGAGGAGGGGCUCUUCGAGGUGCGCAGCGUCCUGCGCGUGCUGGUGGAGCCCAGCGUCACCUACUCGUGCCUGGUGCUCAACGCCGCGCUGCGCCAGCACGGCCACGCCUCGGUCACCAUCACGGGCCAGCCCCUGGCAUUCCCGGCGGUGGCCCUGUGGGUGACAGUGGCCCUGGCCGUGUGCGUGGUGGCCCUGCUGGGCGUCCUGGCCUUCGUGUGCCACCAGAAGAUCCGCGAGAGCUGCCGGGAGGACGAGGAGCGCGCGGGGCCAGAGGAGCGGGAUGAGGAGGGGGAGGAGCCCAAGACAGCUCUGCAGCUGCUGGAAAACACGGAGAGCAGAGAGGUUCCCUUUCGAUGUUUUCCCUCUCGAUUCCUUUCCCCGCCCAGCUCGGGAGCAGGAGAUCGAUUGACGGCAGCCCCGGAGCCCGGCCCCGCCCGCGCGUCCCGAGCGAGCGGCGACAUCCCCGGGGAGGUGACACCCCUGGGACAGUGACACCCCCGGGUCGGUGACACCCCCGGGACAGUGACACCCCCGGGACAGUGACACCCCCGGGACAGUGACACCCCUGGGACAGUGACACCCCCGGGACAGUGACACCCCCGGGACAGUGACACCCCCGGGGCGGUGACACCCCCGGGACAG
Passer montanus (Eurasian tree sparrow) is the source of this 1436-nucleotide messenger RNA. It is a transcript of the gene CD276, whose product is annotated as CD276 molecule. The transcript is spliced from 7 exons. Lineage: Eukaryota; Metazoa; Chordata; Aves; Passeriformes; Passeridae. The coding region runs from base 54 to 1286 and encodes 410 amino acids. The record is from RefSeq and is a predicted model, not a curated record.